AUGCCUUACGUAGCAAAGCGACGCUUUUGUGUGAGUGUGGGUGAUGUAGGUAAGACAUAUCGGGAUCAAAGUGAGGCAGGCGAGAACGAGACCUGGCUGCAACCCUCGGAUGACCUUCAUGACCCUGACCCUGGUCCUUCAAUUGGGUCACGAACGCGAAGGGCUGUGGCCGAAUUGGGUCAAUCGAGCAUUGCCUGGACGCGGUUUACAUACAUCUUGGAAAACUAUUAA
Molecule: messenger RNA, 231 nt
Organism: Penicillium nucicola
Lineage: Eukaryota; Fungi; Ascomycota; Eurotiomycetes; Eurotiales; Aspergillaceae
Exons: 1
Coding region: 1-231 (76 amino acids)
Source: RefSeq, a predicted model, not a curated record